This is a messenger RNA of Manihot esculenta (cassava), 1141 nucleotides long. RefSeq names its product TIMELESS-interacting protein. Bases 68 to 979 code for a protein of 303 amino acids. Lineage: Eukaryota; Viridiplantae; Streptophyta; Magnoliopsida; Malpighiales; Euphorbiaceae. Gene Ontology annotation, biological process: DNA damage response; replication fork arrest; DNA replication checkpoint signaling. Gene Ontology annotation, cellular component: replication fork protection complex; nucleus. Gene Ontology annotation, molecular function: zinc ion binding; DNA binding. The record is from RefSeq and is a predicted model, not a curated record. The transcript has 5 exons.
ACUCCACAACCUUCACUCACAAAAUUGACCGACUCAACAGUCAACAGAGACAGGAAAUAGAAAGAGAAUGGAGCCUGCAAAAGCAGCGCCCACUGGUUGCUACAAGUGCGGACGCCCAGGCCACUGGUCGCGCGAUUGUCCUGAUUCAAACCCUAACCCUAAUCCACUCUCCAACUCUACUAAUCUCAGCUCUCCGAAUUCUUCCAGAUCUUUCCCUAGUAAGCCUAAUGUUAGCAAUUCAAAACCUGUAGCAGAGAAGCCAAAGAAGGCGCCAAGAAGCAGGCCCAAACUCACCCCUGAGGUUCUUCUCGGCAAUGAUGGCCUCGGCUAUGUUCUUCGCCAUUUCCCUCGCAACUUUAAAUAUCGUGGUCGCGGCCAUGAGGUUAGCGAUUUGGGGAAUCUGAUUCGCUUAUAUAGUGAAUGGCACUCCCGCUUGCUCCCUUAUUACUCGUUUGAUGAAUUUGUACAUAAGGUGGAACAAGUUGCUUCCACAAGGCGUGUAAAGAUGUGCCUCGGAGAUUUAAGAGAAAGAGUUGCAAGUGGUGGGGAUCCAACAAAGUUGCAUGAAUCAGCAACUGAACUUGUUGGUCCAAGCCUUGAACAAGGCCGCUCAGCUCCCGAUGAAGCUGUGGGAUUAUAUGAAGAGGGAGAUCAACAUUUGAGGAACCAUGAUGCGGAUGGAACACAAGAAGAUAUUCUUCAUGAGGUUUAUGAUAGAGCUAUUGAAGUGUGUGCUUCAAUUCAGCAUGGAAUAAUACGCGAGCACUUAGUUUCUUGUCAAAUAAUUCAAGUGGUGAAAGAAUCGCUUCAUUAUCCAUCAAUUAUUCAGAUGCAUUUUCCUUUUUCCCAAUAUUUACACACUUUUUCGCUUCCUUAUCAGUUCUUUUGUUGUAUGGCUGUGUUAAAAAAAUAUAUCAAAUCUUGUAGGCAUGAAUUUCAUUCUCAUCACUUCUAUUAUACAGCUGGAUUAGCAUCUUAAUCUUAAUCUUGUUUCAAGUUUCGUAAGAAUGAUGUCUUAACCAUCUUGUUUACGCAAUUCUUACAAGAACAAGAAAAUUGAAAAGAAUGAAUUUUGCAAGAAUGAUUGUUGCUGUACUGCUUUGUGUUUAGUCAGAGUCCUUUUAAUUGUUCUCUUUUUUUG